Molecule: messenger RNA, 966 nt
Organism: Annulohypoxylon truncatum
Lineage: Eukaryota; Fungi; Ascomycota; Sordariomycetes; Xylariales; Hypoxylaceae
Exons: 1
Coding region: 1-966 (321 amino acids)
Source: RefSeq, a predicted model, not a curated record
AUGCGAUUCACCGACGACAUGUCCGGGCUCUCCGAUUCUGAUUCCGACCUGCCCAUGAUGCAGCGUCGCCUGGCCGCCGCCCAGCCCCCGGCCCAGCCCGCUGUGCAGCAUGUCAACCAUCAACCAGUUCCUGCCCAAGCCCCCCAAGGCCCCCAAGGUGUCGGCGGUUUCCGUGUUUGCCCUCAUGGCAACAAUGUCCUUGCCUGCCCCUACCCUCACCACAAUAUGUCCGCCGCCACCAGCCCCUACCUGCAGCCUCAGCUGCCCCUGCCCCACCCCCAGUACCAGCAGGCGCGCCUCCCGAGCCCUUGGCAACCCCAGCAGUUCCAGCAACCCCAACAGUACCAGCAGCAACAGCAGCAGCAGGACUUCCACCAAGGAUAUCACCCCCAGCAGCAGCAGCAGCAGCAGCAGCACGACUACCAGCAGCAACAGCAACAGCAGCAGGAGGACUACGACCAAGGAUACCCCCAGCAGCAGCAGCCAGGCCCGCAGCACCUUCUCCCCCCCAACCUCCCCCCUCCCAACUUCCAGCACCCGCCCCAACCGAUGUCCCCCUUCCCAGUCGUGUCGGCGCCCGGAACCCACUUCCUCGACCUGAUCGCCGCCGCGCAGUCCGAGGGGGAGGCGCUGCACGCGGUCCUGGCCCGCGCCGAGCAGGAGCGCAACGACGCGUUCCUGCGCUGCUACCUGCAGGGCGCGCGCAUCGACGAGCUGACGCACCAGCAGCAGCAGAUGGCCCAGCAGAUCGGCGAGCAGCAGGCCGAGCUGGCGGUGCUGCGCUGCGCCGUUUGGGCGCAGGGGGUUGGUGAAGGUGGUGGACAGGCAGGACAGGAAGGUGGACAGGGAGGACAGGAAGGUGGACAGGGACAAGGUCAAGAGGGUCGCCGAGAUGGACAGGGAAAUGGUUACAAUGGGAUGGGAGGUGGAUGUGGACCCGGAGCUGGACCUUCUGCGCCGGUGUGA